UUCGAUCGCGUCGCUUGUGCCGGUUAGGUGUUUAAUUUGUUAAAAUGAACUUUAUUUCCGCGUCGAUAUGGACGCUCGAGAACCACUGUUUUAUUGUGUACACGAUGUUAUUGGUUUCUUUCGUGAUGUUUACUUUGUUUCAUAAGAAGAGGGUUGAGGCUCAGGCGGUGCGGCAUAAUGCCAAAAGAUUGGCGCUAAAUGGAGCAGGGACCGGGAGAGGGCGCGAACGCGACUUUCCCGAGGACGACCCGGACCCGAUCCUAACUUCAGCCAUUCCUGAAGACACACCCCACGUCCCGUACAAGCCGGUCCACCGCUCUGAUGAAGAGAUCCUGCAGCGGUCUAGGGAAUAUUACGAGCUGAUGGCCCAGCGGCGGUCCGUGAGGAUGUUCAGCACAGAGCCAGUUCCACAGGAGGUUCUUGAGAACAUCAUUAAGACUGCAGGCACCUCCCCAUCAGGAGCCCACACCGAACCCUGGACAAUCGUGGUCGUCCAAGACCCAGAAGUGAAGGAAGCCAUCCGCGAAAUCGUAGAAGAAGAAGAAGACCUCAACUACCGACAGAGGAUGUCCAAGCAAUGGACGACAGACUUGAAACCUUUCCGGACGAAGGCUGAAAAGCCAUAUUUGUCUGAUGCACCUGCGUUGCUGCUGGUUUUUCGGCAGACGCACUCUUGGAAAGAAGAUAAUACCAAGAGGAUGCAUUAUUAUAGUGAGAUCAGUGUGGCGAUAGCUGCUGGGAUUCUACUGGCUGCGAUACAGUACUGCGGCCUGGUAGCCCUGACGUCCACACCCUUAAACUGCAACGCGCGCCUGAAAGCACUGCUGUGCAGGCCGGGCAACGAGCGACUGGAACUGCUGCUGCCGGUCGGCAGGCCUCAUGAGGGCGCCACUGUGCCGGACCUGCAGCGGAAGACCCUGGAACAGAUCAUGGUCAAGAUAUGACUAGUCAUCAACUCUUUAAAGGCAAAAAAGGCUUAAGGAAACCCAUAGCACCAAGAUUUCUUGGUUUAACCCUUCCAGGUCCAGAUUGUAAGAAAUCAAUUCAAGCCUCAUAAUUGUAGCUACCAUUAUAGUAGCUAAAUUAAGUAAAAACCAAUAAUAUCAGACCAAAAUCUUUAAUAGUUGACGAGAUUUAAUGCCAAGAACCUUUGAAAGAGUCACAUAGCGCCAAGAACUCUUGGCAUAAACUAUCAAUAACCAUCAUGUUCUUAAAGCAUUUAUAUUUGCCACUUUGGUCUUAUGAUGUAGGUAUGAUUAUGAUCAAUAGCGGUCAAGAUUUAAGAAUCUCUACGAAUUUUGUAGAAUAACUGCCUACCUACCUUACCUACCUUUACCUUAGUACCUUUUACUGGAAACUUGCUUUCAAAUUAAGCUCAUUGCUUACCUGAUUCCACAGAUGAGAUGAUAGUGUCAUGUUGUCCACUGUACAUAAUUCUGUGUAAGGUAUACCCGGAUAAGACCGGAGACUUUAGGAGUAAUCUACACUCAAAGUUGAAUUACAUUUUUUCAAGACACCAAACCAAAUAACCUAACUACAAUGUGGCAAGUGGGGCGGGAUGAAAUAGCGUCACACAUCGUAUUGCUAGUAAUGCAAAAUAACUACUAUUUUAAAAGCAAUUGCGAUCAUACGAUCUUACCCUGCAUCCGAUCUUAUCCGGGUAUACCUUAUAGCUUCUCGAUCGUGAAUAAGAUGUCAAUCAAUUUGUUUUAUUGUGGCUGGUGACAAAGGUCAUAUUCUCAGUCUCAAUUGAUUUUGAAACUAUCUUACUAUCUUUAUAAAAAAGUGCUAAAGUAUCCUGAUAUAGUU
Messenger RNA from Cydia splendana, 1809 nucleotides. RefSeq names its product iodotyrosine deiodinase 1 (gene Iyd). The transcript has 4 exons. Gene Ontology annotation, molecular function: oxidoreductase activity. Gene Ontology annotation, cellular component: plasma membrane. The record is from RefSeq and is a predicted model, not a curated record. The coding region runs from base 45 to 944 and encodes 299 amino acids. Lineage: Eukaryota; Metazoa; Arthropoda; Insecta; Lepidoptera; Tortricidae.